Closterium sp. Naga37s-1 is the source of this 1569-nucleotide messenger RNA. NCBI's taxonomy places the organism in Eukaryota, Viridiplantae, Streptophyta, Zygnematophyceae, Desmidiales, Closteriaceae. The record is from the annotation of a GenBank genome assembly.
AUGGUAUCAAAUCUGUUUUGGCUAACGCCAACUGCCCCCUCCCUAGGCACCUCCAGCCACCGUGCUGUCCUAGCCAUCCAGCCCUCCUCCCUCUUCCCCCUCACUUCCUCCUCCUUCUGGCCAUCCAGCCCUCCUCCCCCUUCCCCCUCACUUCCUCCUCCUUCGGGCCAUCCAGCCCUCCUCCCCCUUCCCCCUCGCUUCCUCCUCUUUCGGGCCAUCCAGACCUCCUCCCCCUUCCCCCUCGCUUCCUCCUCUUUCGGGCCAUCCAGCCCUCCUCUCCCUUUCCCCUCACUUCCUGCUCCUAAGGGCCAUCCAGCCCUCCUCCCCCUUCCCCCUCACUUCCUCCUCCUUCAGGCCAUCCUGCCCUCCCCCCCCUUCCCCCUCACUUCCUCCUCCCUCGUGCCAUCAAGCCCUCCUCCCCCUUCCCCCUCACUUCCUCCUCCUUCGGGCCAUCCAGCCCCCCUCCCCCUUCCCCCUCGCUUCCUCCUCCUUCGGGCCAUCCAGCCCUCCUCCCCCUCCCCCCUCGCUUCCUCCUCCUUCGGGCCAUCCAGCCCUCCUCCCCCUUCCCCCUCGCUUCCUCCUCCUUCGGGCCAUCCAGCCCUCCUCCUUCUCCUUCGCUUCCUCCUCCUUCGGGCCAUCCAGCCCUCCUCCCCCUUCCCCCUCACUCCCUCCUCCUUCGGGCCAUCCAGCCCUCCUCCCCCUUCCCCCUCACUUCUUCCUCCUUCGGGCCAUCCAGACCUCCUCCCCCUUCCCCCUCGCGUCCUCCUCAUUUGGGCCAUCCAGCCCUCCUCCCCCUUCCCAUUCGCUUCCUCCUCCUUCGGGCCAUCCAGCCCUCCUCCCCCUUCCCCCUCGCUUCCUCCUCCAUCGGGCCAUCCAGCCCUCCUCCCCCUUCCCCCUCGCUUCCUCCUCCUUCGGGCCAUCCAGCCCUCCUCCCCCUUCCCCCUCGCUUCCUCCUCGUUCGGUCCAUCCAGCCCUCCUCCCCCUUCCCCCUCGCUUCCUCCUCUUUCGGGCCAUCCAGCCCUCCUCCCCCUUCCCCCUCGCUUCCUCCUCCUUCGGGCCAUCCAGCCCUCCUCCCGCUUCCCCCUCACUCCCUCCUCCUUUGGGCCAUCCAGCCCUCUCCCAGCUGGCGUGCGACCUCACCUGCAACAGCCCUCUCCCGGCUGGCGUGCGACCUCACCUGCAGCAGCCCCCUCCCGGCUGGCAUGCGAGCUCACCUGCAGCAGCCCUGGCGUGCGAUCUCACCUGCAGCAGCCCCCUCCCGGCUGGCAUGCGACCUCACCCGCAGCAGCCCUCUCCCGGCUGGCGUGCGACCUCACCUGCAGCAGCCCCCUCCCGGCUGGCAUGCGAGCUCACCUGCAGCAGCCCUCUCCCGGCUGGCGUGCGAUCUCACCUGCAGCAGCCCCCUCCCGGCUGGCCUGCGACCUCACCCGCAGCAGCCCUCUCCCGGCUGGCGUGCGACCUCACCUGCAGCAACCCCCUCCCGGCUGGCGUGCGACCUCACCUGUAGCAGCCCCCUCCUGGCUGGCGUGCGAUCUCACCUGCAGUAGCCCCCUCCCGGCUAGCGUGUGA